AUGGUCCAACCGACGCGAUGCCUUCGGAGCAAUCUUCUGCUGCUCUAUGUUCUAGGAGCUUCCGGUGCCAAGCAGAUCACCGAAAUAGAUGAAGAUCUUCCAACCCGGAGUGGCUCCAUGCUGCAAACACAGAAGCAGCUGGCGCCAGCCGCGCUUAAGUCUUCCUGCAGCGACUCCGAGUUGGUUUGUCAGUAUUGGUCAUGGCUCCCGAUCGUAUACAGCUGUGCACCCCGAGAUGCAGGCUGUCCGGUAAGUUGCUCCUCCGGUGAGCACGCUUGCCACACUCCACCGACAUGCGAGACCUGUAGCGCCGUGAACUACUGCUCCAGCCAGCCCUGCCCAGUUGUAUGUGGUUUCGGGCAGAUAAUGUGCAACGACAUCUCCGACAACACUGUGUCGUGCGCAAAGCUGGAAGCAGGAUGUCCCAUAAAGUGUCCAGCAGAUGCAUUCGACUGUCACGCGCCUCCAACUUGCGCUGGCUGCGCUGGAACGAACUGGUGCUCUUCGAAGCCCUGCCCUGCGAUUUGCCCCGACGGUCAGACAUCUUGCGCAGCACGGAACGGGAGCUACUGUGUACCAUUUCAUCAGGGCUGUCCCGCCAACUGCUCAAAGCAAGAAUACUCUUGCCAUAGCCCUGGCCGUGUGGCUGGAGAGGCGGGCAUCAACUGGUGCUCCAGCAUUCCUUGCUCCCCGAUCUGCAAGGCUUCCGAGGUGCCGUGCGCACUUGCAAAUGGAACCGACGUCUGCGUUGACAAAGAUAAGGGCUGCCCGAUUAGUUGCGAGAAGCAUGAGCACCAGUGCCAUGCUCCCCCACAAUGCAAAAACUGCACCGGCAUCAACUGGUGCUCGUCAGAUCCAUGUCCACAAAUGUGCGACUUGCACGAAAUCUCCUGCUCCAGGCAUGAUGGCAGUAACUUUUGCGCAGCGCGCACAAAUGGCUGCCCGGCGAACUGCUCCAACAAGGAGCAUCAUUGUCACUGGCCGCCGCAUCCACCAGCACAGCAAGGAUUCAACUGGUGCUCAAAGCAGAAGUGUCCGCAAGCCUGCAACUCGACGGAGCUGGCAUGCACCGCGGAAGAUGGCGGUGGCAUCUGCAUGCCUCGAGAAGCAGGCUGUCCGGUCAAGUGCAAGAAGCACGAACACCGGUGCCACUCGCCGCCGGCUCGUGCCGACGGCUCAGGUCUCAACUGGUGCGCCGAAGCCGACUCGCCUUGCCCGCUUUAUAACUGCAGCAAGAGUCAAGUGGCUUGCUUGGAGGACGAGGUCUACACCUGCUACGAUCGAAGGGAUGGCUGCCCUGCGAACUGCAGCAAGCAUCAGCAUGUAUGCCACAGUGCCCCCGAAGCUGACUGUCCAGAUUGUGUAGCAGUGAACUGGUGUUCCCACGAGAAAUGUCCUGAAGCGUGUUCUGCCGACGAGAUCACAUGUCUGCACAAACACGGCACGACCUGCCGGCUCUUGUCGCAGGGGUGUCCGGUUCACUGCAACGCUUCGCAGUACUCCUGCCACUCCCCGCCGCCCUGCAGAGGCUGCACCGGAAGCAACUGGUGCUCCGACGUGCCAUGCCCCUUCGUUUGCGCGUCGGAUGAAAUCCAAUGCGCUGGCAGCAACGGCACGGAAUUCUGCGCUGCAGUUGACGAUGGCUGUCCAGUGACAUGCCGUGACGAGGACUAUAUCUGCCACAUGCCACCGCAGUGCCCGGAGUGUGUUGGCACGAACUGGUGCUCUGCAGAACCCUGUGCGACUUCCGUUUGA
This is a messenger RNA of Symbiodinium sp. CCMP2456, 1755 nucleotides long. Lineage: Eukaryota; Dinophyceae; Suessiales; Symbiodiniaceae. The record is from the annotation of a GenBank genome assembly.